Molecule: messenger RNA, 1081 nt
Organism: Rhipicephalus microplus (southern cattle tick)
Lineage: Eukaryota; Metazoa; Arthropoda; Arachnida; Ixodida; Ixodidae
Source: RefSeq, a predicted model, not a curated record
AUGCACUAAAGGCUGAUAACACAGAGGUGAGGAGGGAUAUGCGACCGAACUCACCCCAUCCAUUUCCACAACACUUCCUUUACAAAGACGAAAGGCUGUGCAAGUAAGCAUAGCUUUUUCUUUACAGUGACGAGAAGAAGGCUGGGCAGGAAAAUGUUUGCCGUGAUCUUCGUCGUGGCGCUUCUUGGAGGGCCCGCGCACGGACUUGACAGGAAUGACGGAGUCGGCGCCUUGGACAACAACGCCAACGUCGAAGACGCCAACGCCUACAUCGACUCGGUUCUCGAGUUCGAGCUGCCGAAACACACGGCGAAGCUCGAUCCGCUCAAGGCGCGUAACUUUCAGCCGGUCAACGGGCACCACCUGAACGGCACCAACAUGAGGUUCGUCUUCUUCAGUGUCACCGGUCUUCGAGAUAUCAGCCGCGACGGCGACUGCCAGCUGACCCGCGCCAACGAAGAACAUCCGACCACCCUGGAAUGCAACCUCGCCACCGAACUACGUUACGACGUCGUUGCUGAGCUGACGUACCCGAACGCGACGCUGCGCAAGGUGAAGAUAAACGGCACCUUCGAGGGCGUCAGGGGUCCGCUUACCGUCACGUUCGAGAGAUCGCUGCCGGCCAAAGUCGAGUUCUCGCCUCGCUACGACGCCAUGUGGGACAGCGUGUCGGCGGGGCGAAAGGCGCGCCCCACUUGGUACGCCGUGAUGGAGCGAGAGCUUCACCUGCAAAUGAUGAACGUGUUCGAGUACGCGACAAAACGAGUCUUUGCCAAGGCGAUGCUUAACGCGGCUAAAGAAGUUCCGUUCCCCGAGUGAAGCGAGAAGCGAUACCGAACGCCCCAACGAAACAUCUCCCUUUCGCGUAUAUACGGGCUCUCAAUCUCCGUAAUUACCAAGGCGGCCACGUCAGCGUAGAAAUCGGUCGCUUUCAACGAAAAGUCUCCUCAAAAUUUUGGAAUAGUAAAUCUGUGGUGCAAGAAUGCCCCAGUGUCCAACUGUAUUAAGUACGACUGUCACUAUUGUAACAAAAAACAAACAAACAAAGAAAUAAAAAAAAUAAAAAAGUGCGCAAAACUAA